Molecule: messenger RNA, 1735 nt
Organism: Ficedula albicollis (Collared flycatcher)
Lineage: Eukaryota; Metazoa; Chordata; Aves; Passeriformes; Muscicapidae
Gene: MRPS10
Product: mitochondrial ribosomal protein S10
Exons: 7
Coding region: 54-575 (173 amino acids)
Biological process (GO): translation
Cellular component (GO): ribosome; mitochondrion; mitochondrial small ribosomal subunit
Molecular function (GO): structural constituent of ribosome
Source: RefSeq, a predicted model, not a curated record
GGCGGCGGCGCUGGCAGGGAUCAGCUUUUCCUGUCAGUUAUGCAAGCAGAAUUAUGCAAAAGCAGCAUUUUCUUCCGAGCUCCAACUUGAUGGGAGCACGACUGGCUGGAUCCCAUAGUGAAACACAGGAGCCUAAGACUAAUCCUUUGGUAUCUAUUUCAGAUGAGCCAGAAACACUGUACAAGAGGUUGUCCAUUUUGGUUAAAGGCCACGAUAAAGCUGUGUUGGACAGCUAUGAAUAUUUCGCAGUGCUUGCAGCUAAAGAACUUGGCAUCUCUAUUGAAAAAGUAGAUAAACCCCCAAAGACGAUAGAACGAUUUACACUUCUCAAGUCUGUACACAUUUACAAGAAGCACAGAGUUCAAUAUGAAAUGAGAACACAUUACAUGUGUUUAGAGUUAAAAUACCUAACAAGCAGUACUGCUGCAGUUUACUUGGAGUAUGUGCAACGAAACUUACCUGAAGGGGUUGCCAUGGAAGUGAAAAAGACUAAGAUAGAAAAAAUACCAGAACACAUUCAGAAACCUGUUUGGGAUACACUGCCUCAAGUAGAAGAAGCUGAAGUCAAGUCAUGAACACACCAGGUACUUGGCUCGAUUAGUACUGAAAUUCAUUGCUCCUAUCAACCUCAUUUACUGAGACAAUUCAUUGUUAAAUAAAGGUUCUUGUAUAAAGAAAUUAUACAAACUCUUGUUUCAUCAAGUUAUUCUUGCUCAUAACUUCAGUACAUGUAGACUGAACUGCUGUAAAGCGAAGAAAUUUGACUGCAAUCUGUGAUCAGUGACUUUGGCCGUUUAUAAUAUGUUUGUAGAAAGGUAAAGUUUAUUUGUACUUACAUAUGUAAAAGUAUGUGCAUAUAUACAUACAUAUAAAUUGACCGUCUCCUUUUGAUACUAGAUGGCUUCUGAAUGCUGAAAUACUUGCAAAUCCACUUUGUGUAAUGUUUAAUUUUAUGGAUGCCAGAUUGUUAUCAAUUUUGGAUAAACUAUUUUCCAUCUUCUUUUCUUCUACUUAUACCACAUUUCUCCAGUUUUGCUUCCUGCCACAUUUCUUAGUGAGUGCCAACGGCAAUGCUCCAACCAUUGCUUCAGCUUUUGUCUAAAGUAAUCUUCCUUGCUACUGACCAACUCCUCUGAUUUUCAAUCAGAAAAUUUGUAGUUGCAAUAAAAACCCCAUGCUUCAUACCAUGUAUUGACAUCAGAGUUUGAGCAUGCACUGUUGUGUUCUUAGGAGUCAGACAUCCAAAGUUUAAAUGAUCCCUGUCUGAAGUGCCCAUUUUUGCAUCCAUUUAGGAAAAUUGUCAGGAUCAGCAUUUUCAUUCCCUUAAACAAAGGCAGUGUAUGCCACAUGGGAUGUUCCGUGCAUCACAGCAGAGCUGUGUGCUUCACGGGAAUGUGCAUCACAUCCCUACCUUGCUAGAAUUCCAGUUUGAAUAUGAAAGAAGUGAUGUGCAGAAAGGGAAGAUAAGAACUCCUUUCUUACCCUUCUCUUUGCUACAAGCUAGUAUUGUAGCUUACACAUCUUUCUUCUCAUUAUAUCCACGGUAGUGCAUACAAUAUAAAUAAAUAAGCAUUCAACUUCAUAAGCUGUAUACUACAGUCCAUCAUGUAAUUUACACUGCCUGAGUAACUUAGGGCAAAAUGAUUUGAAAUAUUAGCUCUCCAUUCGUAAAUUUGGAUAGAAAGUGUGUGAUCAACACAUUUGUUCCAAUUAGAAGUAUACACUGAAAUUAAAA